AUGGUAUCGAUGAGGCCUAACAUCGCCCCGUUAAAGAUCGCGAAACCGAACUCCAACAUCACAGUGGUGUCCAACAACUCCGCGGAACACCACAUGACAUUUAAUCCAAAACGCUUCUAUAACAACAACGGCCAAUCUCAGAUCACCCCGCCGUUGACACCACAAACGAAGGUACCCACCAUGGAUCGAGAUCAGGCUGAGAUGCCACGGUCUGUCUUUCACAAUUACCUUCGCGCUUUCUAUCCAUUUCACCCAGCCGGAAAUGUGUCGCCUUCAACGGUCACCCUGCCCUUGGACCAGGGAGAUAUUAUCCUGGUCCACUCUGUUCACACCAACGGCUGGGCCGACGGCACAUUAUUGGACUCUGGCAAUCGAGGUUGGCUACCCACGAACUACUGUGAGGCAUACGACCAGUUGCCUAUGCGGCCCUUACUUAAGGCUCUGACGGAUUUCUGGGAUAUAAUUCGCGGAGGAUGCGGGUCAUCACUGAAAGAUUUUGGCGAUCAGGACCUUAUGAGAGGCCCAAUCGCCGGCGUUCGAUUUCUGCUGGAAAAAUCAGAAUGUCUGACUCGGGAGUCACCAUUGGUCAAGCGGUAUGAUGGGUUGCGCAGGAUUCGCAAGGCUUUGUUGUCAGAUCUUUCUGCCUUGGUCAAGAGCCACAAGAAAUUCCAGGAACUUGCCAACAGCACCCCGUCAGAAGAUGAGGUGGAGGGCAUGCUGGACGAGAUGCUGCUGAAGGCAUUCAAGAUCGUUACCCGUGGUGUCCGUUUCCUUGACAUCUGGAACGAGGAAGUGGGAUUGAGCCGGACCAUCGCCGAAUUAGAUCAAUCAACCAGCGACAACCAGAGCCUGUAUUCGAUGCCCCCGACACCUGCCUCCGAGACUUUCACCCUGCCAGACAUCGCACCUGUCUCUGAGGCCGCUGCGGAGCAGCCCGAGCCGCGACACCUGAGCCGCAGUCGUAUGGAUGUCAGCCGAGCGUCGAUGCGCACGGAAAUGAUUGAUCACCAGCCUCGACCUGUCUCCAUUGCAACCAAGCGCAUCUCCGUCUCUCACCGGAUAUCAUGUACUGGUCCUUCUUCUGCUAUCCGUGCUCAGAACCUCGCCUCCGAGAGGUUAGGCACGACCUAUGAUGCUUUUCUGGGCGUGCUGGGAUCCUUCAUUGGCUUGCACAUGCAGUCUCGCUCAUCCACGGAGCUGGUUGUUACCACUCAGCAAGCCGUGCAAUCCUGCCGAGGGCUGUUGAACGUCGUGGAAGCCGUGUGCGAACACGACACCCAGCGGAGCGCUUUCCUCGAGCAGGCGCGCGACACGAUGCACGAGAAGCUAUCCGAGCUGGUGCAGGCUGCGCGCGAAGCCUUUCGACCAGCCAACUCGCCAGAUGAUGAUUUGGUGUUCAUGCCAGACGAAGGCAGACGCCUCGUCGACGCUGCGACGGACUGUGUGCGAGCAGCUGGCAACUGUUUGGCCAAGGCUCGCCUGGUGCUGGAGCGGAUCGGAGACAUCGAACUCGAGCCGAGCGAUGAAUCGCCGGUCGAGGCGCCUGCUGGCAUGCAGGUCGGAGAGCAAAACCAACCGCAGGAACUGUCUCUGCGCCUACCUCCUCCGCCUCUGCAGAUUCCAAACACAACCUAUUCCCCUUCCACCCCUGGCCUAACCGAAGCCACCACCCCCUCGUCCUUCCACUCUCAAUUCCCAUCUGCCAGCCCUAAAAACCCCUCUGCCUUGUCCUCAUUUCCCAACUCGGCCACUCUCCCUACCCACUUCGAAAAGACCUCUUUCUCUUCCCACGACAACGCCUACCGCACCAGCCAUCCCAAGUCGGACAUGAGUGAAUCCUUCGGCCGGGGUGUCACAAGCACGGGUAGUAGCUUCACCUAUAACAGCCACGCCCGCGACUCCGAAAUGAGCGGUGUUUCUCAGACUUCGACUCGCGCUACUUCGCCCGACAUUGGCAAUAGCUACCAAGGGCCGUCCCUGAAGGAGAGCGUGAGCCACUCGACCUUGGCUGAGGAAAAUGAGGAGACCGAGGCCAACAUCCUCGAAAAGACAUACGCGUAUGAGUUGAUCUACAAGGAGGGUCAAGUCAUGGGCGGUAGCCUGCGGGCUCUGAUUGAGAAGCUCACCGCGCACCAGUCCACUCCCGAUGCGAUGUUCGUCUCGACUUUCUAUCUUACGUUCCGUCUGUUCGCUACGCCUCUCGAGUUCGCCGAGGCGCUUGGUGAACGGUUCGACUACAUUGGCGAUACGCCUCACACGGCAGGACCCGUCCGGCUGCGCGUCUACAACAUUUUCAAGGGCUGGCUGGAGUCGCAUUGGCGCCACGACCGUGACAAUGUGGCUCUGGACUACAUUGUCGGCUUUGCCGCAACCCGGUUGAUCAAGGAGCUACCUACGGCUGGAAGGCGUCUCCUGGAACUGGCUGAUAAGGUGUCGGCCGUCCUCGGGCCGGUAGUGCCGCGCUUGGUCUCGUCCAUGGGCAAGACCAACACGGCCACCGCUCUAUACGUGCAUCCUGAUACCCCCCUCCCUCCCCCCAUUCUGGGUAAGAAGGAGACAAGCCUGCUCAAGCAGUGGAAGAACGGAGAAGUCUCGAUCACCAUUUUGGAUUUCGACCCAUUGGAGCUGGCCCGCCAGUUUACCAUCAUGGAGUCGCGCAUCUUCUGCUCUAUUCUCCCCGAGGAGCUCCUCGACACGGAAUGGACAAGGAAGUCCGGCUCGCUGGCGGUCAAUGUUCGCGCCAUGUCCACCCUGUCGACAGAUCUGGCCCACCUGGUUGUGGACUCCAUCCUGCAUCUCGAAGAGCCCAAGAAGCGAGCGCAGAUCAUCAAGCACUGGGUUAAGAUCGCCAACAAGUGCCUGGAGCUGAACAACUAUGACUCGCUGAUGGCGAUCAUCUGCUCGAUCAACUCGUCAAUGAUCUCGCGUCUCAAGAGGACAUGGGAAGUCGUCUCCCAGAAGACCAAAGCCACCCUGGAGCACCUCCGCAGCAUUGUCGAUGUGUCUCGCAACUACGCCGUGCUGCGCCAGCGCUUGCAAAACCAUGUUCCUCCAUGCCUGCCUUUUGUGGGCACCUAUCUCACCGACCUCACCUUCGUGGAUCAUGGCAACCAGUCGCUGCGCACUCUCCCCACCGAUGAGGGCGAGAUGGCUGUGAUCAACUUCGACAAGCACAUGAAGACAGCCCGUAUCAUCAGCGAGCUGCAGCGCUUCCAGAUCCCCUAUCGCCUCACCGAGAUCCCUGAGCUGCAGACCUGGAUGCAAAACGAGCUGGUGCGCGUCCGUUCCAACGGCGAGUCCAGCCUGCAGACCUUCUACCGUCGCUCGCUGGUCCUGGAGCCCCGCGAGGCUAAUCGCAGCGCUACCAACUUGCACACCGCCGAGUCCAAUCCGUCCCUGCGUGACAACACCAAAGACAAGUUCGACUUCCUGUCAUGGACAAAUCAAUCCAAAGUGAAGUCGGUCGCCUCACAUGGCUGA
Molecule: messenger RNA, 3480 nt
Organism: Penicillium lagena
Lineage: Eukaryota; Fungi; Ascomycota; Eurotiomycetes; Eurotiales; Aspergillaceae
Product: guanine nucleotide exchange factor
Exons: 2
Coding region: 1-3480 (1159 amino acids)
Biological process (GO): Ras protein signal transduction; positive regulation of GTPase activity
Cellular component (GO): plasma membrane
Molecular function (GO): guanyl-nucleotide exchange factor activity; protein binding
Source: RefSeq, a predicted model, not a curated record